AUGCCGGCUUUUCGCGGCCAGGAUCCGGCACGCAAGUUCCACUGCGACGUCGGAGGAUGCUCGGCGUCUUUCGUCAAGCGAGCUCACCUGCGCAGGCACGAGAUGACGCAUACCCAGAGGCGCGACUUUCACUGCCCUGGUUGCAAUCGUGCCUUCUCACGUAAUGACAGCAUGGCACGCCACCUACGCCGCAAGCAUCCUCAUCUCUACCCCUCGCCAGAGUCCUCGAACACCUCCGCCACUGUCGCCGCAACGGGGGUCGAGCGUCUCUACACAGCUGGUGUCGAACGUCUCAAUCCAGAUCGUCUUUACACUGGCAGCUCAUCCAGCGUGCCCAGCUCAUCGGUAUCGGCAGGUGCAGCUGUCAAUUUCGCGCCUACGAGUAGCUACGGCAUGCUCUCGCUCAGGUCGCCUUUUGACAGCGGUGUCAACAGCCCCGUUCAGCGUCGGGCAGAUGAGCAACGUCUCCAGGCCAAUACGGUUAAAGAGGAGCUCGACUAUCACACUCAAAUGAGCGGUACCAGAUUCUUCUCGAGCGCUCCCGAGCCAACCAACCGAACUGGUCCGAUCCGACGACCGUUCAACAGCAGCCAGGCCGCGCAAACGUACCGAUCCGACUGGAUGCAAAACCCUGAUCUCGAACAAGAAGCAAGCCAAGCGCCCGAACCGAUGCACUUUCCUUGGGAACGGCACGAGGCGCAGCCGUCGUACGUUCAUCCCAGUGCAUCUGCGUGCUGGCCUAGUGCCGAAGCCACCUCGAGCGGACCCGUGGAGCAGACAUUCGAGCAAGGCCGACGCGAAGCUGCUCGGACAGGCUAUGUCGACGCAAGCUUUUCCCCCUCAGCUGUACCGUCUGGUGUUCCUUCGUUGGCUCCAUUGCCGUACGAUGCAAACCCGGGAGCGCAGCAGGACAUGCUGCAGUCCGAGUUCUUUGUCGGCGCGAUGCGAGCCAGGAACAAUAACGAUGGCUGGGUCAACCUUGAUCCAUGCAUGCUGACGGUUCCGACGUCUGAACGCGUGCGAGUCGAAGCGGCUCUUGAGCCAGGUCAGCACUGCGUGGACGCUUGUUUCGUCUCUCCAGGCUCAAGCAUUUCCACUUCCGCAAACUGUGCUGCUGCAGCGGUGGCGGACGAAACUUAUUUUGCUGUCGAUCUGCGCAACCUGAGCGAGCAAGCUGCUCCCACCGCGCCACUGAAUGCAGGUCAAGUCGAGCAGAUCAUGGCAGAACUCGGCAUCGACAUCACACCGAGUCAAAUGUCGACAAGCGGCGAUCCUCACGCAUUCUCCUCGCAGCCCUCGUUCUCACAGCCUGACACCAGCAUGGCGCCGGCUCCUCUGAUCCCUUCGCAAGUACCGAUACCGCCGUCUUGGGCUGCAGAUCAGUUUGGCCCAUCUGCACCGUCCUUCCAUCAGCACUCGCUCUCGCAAGCUCAGUCAUCGCAGAGCUCCGGAUAUCUGCCGUCGCUAACUGCUUCUCAGUCCGAAUAUCUUGGCCCGAAUGCGACUUCACACCGCAGAACGAUGGAUCGUGUUUGGACCUCAGCCUCGAUGGGCUUUGACAGCCAAUCUCAGACUCGCGCACCUCAAGGCAGCACUCAAGGCUUCACGGCGGAGUUCGACGAGAGCUUUGGAAGGCACGCCGAGUCUUUGAACGUCAAGCACGAAUCGCCAGGCUGGGCCGCCGGCGAUUCGCGUUUUUACUCAAAUUUCACCAAGCCUCAUGACUUGUUCCCGUCGCAGAGGGCUACCAGGGACGAAGAAGGCGCAAAGAAGUCUGUUCGCAACGGUGACCAGCAGCAUCGGGCUGACUCUUACUCACACAUCCAACACUCUGCAGCGUCCAAUUCCCAGGAUGUUGAUCAGUAUCCAUCUAGAGAGUCUCUCGAGAACGUCAACAAUUCAGCCAUAUCUUCUGCGGUCGCAACUGGGGAAGCGAUAACUUUCAAGGGACCUCGUCGCCAAGACCACGUUCAUUUCACUAGCACUAAUGACAAGUCCGACAUGGAGGUCGACGAGCCACCCCUGCCUGCCAAUGCAAAGCAACGGGACAGCUCGGCAUCCGCCACCACGUCGGCUGUCAGUGGUGACCAGUUGCAGCUGGUUGUAGAUCGGUUUCGAGUCUUUGCCCAGCUGUGCCAAGACCAUAUGCACCCAUCCGCCGAGAUGCUCGAAUGCCUCGCACCGCUGAUCCCCAACGUUGUCCGAGCGGACGCCCCCCUCUUCCAUCCCAAGAUGAUCGGCUCGCAGAAGACGCACAGCGCAGAAGAGGCGUUUGCGCUGCUGUCCCUCGCAUCACUACAGAGCACCGAUCUGCACUUGAAGGAAGAAGGUCAUCGAUUGAUUUGCUUUCUGUACGGCUUGGUGAUGCUGUCGUACAAGCACACGCUUCAUCUUGGUGGAAAGGUGCAGUCGUUAUUGAACUGCCUCCUUCUCGUUGGUGUUUACGGCAUGCGUCAACACACGCCCGAUCUUUGGCACAAGUUCGAGCAGAACCGCGAAUCGAUCCUGUUAGACGUCCUCAAGGUGGAGACGCGAUCCGAAGGGCUCGACACGGCCAUGGAUCGAAUCGAGACCGACGAUCUCCAGAACUUGGAAGAGGAUGAGCUCUUCAAGCUGUGGUCGCAAUGGUACGAGCACGAGAGUCGCAAACGAACGCUGCUUCUCUGCGCUAUCCUGGACUCCCAGUCUCCGUGCUUCUAUUCGCCGUUCAAGAUAGACCUAUCAGCGCGCGCCGAGGGUCCACGCUGCCAGUUCUUGUUCGCGCACGUCCAUGAGCCUUGCGCGGACAAGGUGUUUUUCGCCUGGCCGCCGAAAGUGUGGGCGAGCCGACUCGCAUCCACUUCCUCGUUGCCGUCGGCAAAGGGAGCCAAGAUUGCUUCUCCCGAUGGCAAGCUUGCGUCGAUUGCCGCUAGCCUCACAGAGCAACUGCUUCGUCCGCAUGUGGCUCAUAAGCCUGGAACCGCGGGUCACCAUCCACGCUUCCGCAGCUCGUUCGACUUUGGCUCGUGCAAGAACGGUGCGGAAAGCUCGAAGCUGCCGCGUCCGGACGGUACCAGCUCGCAAUUUGUACGUGCUACUGAUGCGGCACCCUUUGUCGAAGUUGCAGAGACGACAGGCUUGUCAGCGCGGUCCAGCCGGCGUCCAUCGGAUGAGGGAGGGCAAGAAGCAGAACGAGCAGAUUGCAUAAUGACACCUGAGGCCCGUGUGGUUCCGCAACUCUACAUGUCGGCGCUUUUGGAAGUUGUCAACGGAGCAUGGAUGACGGACAGUGGGUGGUACCAGACCCCCGCCUGGGGAGCAUCGGCCAUUGCAGAGCAGUUCGACAUCGACGCCCAAGACUUUGACAUCGAAAGCGCAAGCGUGGCGCAGCUACCCGGCUGGCGCGCUGGACGCACGCUGCAUGCAGCGCAAGUGGCACACGCUCUGAUGAACUGGUCGGAAAUGUUCAGCGGCUGGAAGGACGGAUGCUUCACCAAAGGCAACGAGGCAGCUUCCGAGCUCGGUCUCAAGGUCACGGACGACGCGCAUCACUUGACGAUCCGUUGGCAAGCCAUCUUUCUGGGGCUGUGUACGCCGCUGCCGUCGCUCUGCUUCUAUCUGGACACGAGCAAGCAAUUCUCGGAGUUCGACAAAGAACGACGCGGACGCAUCUCGUUGCUGUUGAAGAAAUGGGUCGACUCGCCGCACUGCCGGAGGGCGCUCGUGCAUGCAGGUACGAUUCUAACGCUACAAUGCGCGGCGAUGCGGAGGUGUAGGAAAGAGAGGCCUGGGCCUGCUGCAUCCCAUGCAGUUUGCAUGGCGCUCGUGGUGCUAGUGUGCACCAGCAAGAUUAUAAGCGAGCAGAAGCCGCUUCCUGGAAACACGAGUGCGACGAAUGAGCAGCCUUGCGAGGAGUUGGUUCCGACCAAGGAGGUCUGGCCGAUGCUGGUUGGAUCCAAUCGGAAGGGCAAAGCUACCGAGGUAACAGGCGAUAUCAACGAGGAUGGGCCGUCCAUCGACAAUCAAGAGUGGUUGCGGGUGCGAUUCUGGCAUCGCAGGUUCCAAUUCCUCGGGCUGGCAGGCAUCUUCCGCGGGCACGAGCAGGAGGAAAAGUACGAGGUAUACGCAGACUGGCGCUCUUCUGUUUCAGCUGGUGCAGGAGUAGCAGCACCUUCAGAUCUGCGUCGAGCUCCUCUGUCUCGACCGAGGUGGUCGAGCUUUGCAGGAGAAGCAAGGUUGGCAGAAGCCAGACGCGAGACGAUCCAUAUACGCAGCGCGGCAAGCGGCGGCGGAAUCGACUAUCGACGAUCGUCGCAUGCCCAUGUCCUGGCAUCGCAGCAGGAUACGGAUCGCGAUCUGCUGCGUCGUCAUCUUCGCAGCACUUUACCAGGCACCGGCAAUGCGUCCACCGAGACGCGACGAUGGAUCCUCCAAGGCGCUACGCACCAGGCUACCUUUUGUGGCUUGGCACUGUCGAGUUCGAUUGCAUCGGCACAGACACAGCCGGGCUCAAGUCGGGAACGAGAGCAGACAGAUGCACCUAGGGUGCUGGGUCGUGGGCAGCUGCGCGAGCUGGUGAUGUGGGUGCGCGAGGAAGAUCCUGCCUGGUGUUUCAGUCAAGAAUACACGAGUCUGCUACUCGGGGCGCUGCAAGAGGAUUGGGGGGCCGAGGCCAAGGCCUCUUCUUCAGCUUCUUUCGCCAAUCACCUCAAUCAUGGGUGUUCCAUUUAG
Molecule: messenger RNA, 4710 nt
Organism: Sporisorium graminicola
Lineage: Eukaryota; Fungi; Basidiomycota; Ustilaginomycetes; Ustilaginales; Ustilaginaceae
Exons: 1
Coding region: 1-4710 (1569 amino acids)
Biological process (GO): regulation of transcription by RNA polymerase II
Cellular component (GO): chromatin
Molecular function (GO): RNA polymerase II cis-regulatory region sequence-specific DNA binding; DNA-binding transcription factor activity, RNA polymerase II-specific
Source: RefSeq, a predicted model, not a curated record